Messenger RNA from Paramecium sonneborni, 417 nucleotides. NCBI's taxonomy places the organism in Eukaryota, Ciliophora, Oligohymenophorea, Peniculida, Parameciidae. The record is from the annotation of a GenBank genome assembly.
AUGGGUAACUCAUGCGGAUAAACAUAAGAUACUGAAUUUGAGGAGAUUGAAUAAUAAUAAAUAAUCAAUUUAGAAAAUGAAAUUCAAAUCAUAAACACAACAAUCUAAGCUAAUAAUCAUCAAUUAAAAUUAAAAAAAGAAUCUCCUCAAGAUGGUUUCUUAAUAUCUAAUAUCGAAUUCAUAAUGAUUAAGCCAAAAAACGUUGAAGAGGGAACUUAAAUUAUGAGAGAUUUGCUAUAAUUUGGCAAUAAAAUAACUAUUAUCCCAAAGAUGAUGGAGGGGAGUCCAAAUUUGAGCACUAAAUCAGUGUCAAAGAAAGGUAUUUUAAAAAAUAAAGGGACUUAUGUGACAAAAAUAUCACUUCAUUCUUGUAAGUAACAGAAAACAGAUAAAUUUCAAAGGUUUUAAAAAAAAUGA